GAUAUGCAAUUCUAAUCAGAGAAAUUCGCGUAUAAGACGGCUUGAAGCGCGCCAUGAGCAUAUCUGUUGGUACAGGCAUCAAUACUCCAGUCUCAACUGAUUUUCCCCCUUCUUUUCGCAAUGCGUACUUCGUUGUAUUUGGCGGCGCUUGCCGCUCCCACCACACUGGCUUUCCCUUGGAUGAAGCCGGAAGGUCUUGACGCACUGAUGAGCCAUCCCGAAGCGCAAGCAGAAAUCCGAAGGCGCCUCGAAGGACGUGAGCAUGCUAAAGAAGAGCCUCGUCAGCUUGGGACGAGCUUGGUUCCAGGUGUUGUUCAGCUGCUUGGGGGGACCCUACAAGCUGUUCUGGACUCAACACUAGGGCUCAUCCCCACGGACAAGUCUGUAAACGGAUUGAAGAAGUUUCCUGAAGCAAACUAUCCCUUCAAAGCACCCGGUUCCACCGAUCAACGCGGUCCGUGUCCCGGCCUGAAUACUCUCGCAAAUCACGGUUACAUACCCCGCAAUGGCAUUGCCACUGUUGGUCAAAUCCAAGCCGGUACCGAACAGCUCUUCAACAUGGGCGCGGACCUCAGCGCACUUCUCGCAGUUGGAGGUGCGGUGGAUGGCGGUGAUAUUGUCUCCACCAAGAUGAGCAUAGGAGGACCAGAUUCGCGCGUAGGCGUACUCAACGGCAAAUUGAACAACGUGCUGGGAACACCAUCUGGUAUCGCUGGACACGGCAAAUUCAAUGAAGGUGAUGCCUCUGCUACCCGCGAGGACUUCUACCUCAACGGAGACAACAUCUCCUUCAAGCCCGAGUUGUUCAAACAGUUACAUCAACAAGCCCUCGCAAAGGGUGAUGGAACAUACAGCGUUGCCGCCGUCAAAGAGCACUUCAAAAACCGAUACGCAGCCUCCAAGGCGGCGAACUCGCAAUUUUACUUCAACCUGCCCUCAGCGGGUGUGGUCAUGGGCGCAUACUACUUCAUUCCCGGCUUCUUCUCGAACGGCACAAUCGGCGACGGCGGCGUUGCGAACGAGGAAUCCAUCACCAGUUUCUACGGUGCGAAAUCAACGAGCGGAACAUGGGAUGAUCCUAAUCGCACAUACGUCCACGUUCCCGAGCGCAUCCCUGAGAAAGGCUGGUAUCGUCGCAAGACACCCAUGACGAUUGCCGAGGCUGUUGGUGGUAUUCUCGACGUCUACCUAUACGCAACCCCUGCGAUGGGUGGCUCUGGCGCUGACCAGUCAUGGGUUGUUGGGCCUGCCAAUAUUCCUAACAAUCCCCAGGCGCUGAGUUGUUUCCUGUACAACGCAGUCUAUGCGAACUUCCCAUCCGAGUUGUUCAACACUGUUUCUUUGGCGUUGAUCGUGGCAAACUUCGUAAGCGAUAAGUUGGCACCAGGGUACAAGGCAUUGGGGUGCCAAAUCAAUUUCCCUGAUGCAAGCGGAUCCAACUCAGACAAGUACAACCAGUGGGCGAAAACGUAUGUUGGUGAUGCGAAGACAAAAGCCGUCGGGAGUGGGUGGUACAAAAAAUGAUUGGGAUAGUGUACAAGCAAUUGGGUUGGGAUAGAUCUAGAUAAUACAACAUUCACAGAGUCAGCUAUCCCUUAUAAGAGAUUGCUAGAUGCUCCAUAAGGAGAAAGUCGCUCACUGAAGAAUAACUACAUAUGUUUCUACUCUAGGUCGAAUACAAGGU
Messenger RNA from Dothidotthia symphoricarpi CBS 119687, 1684 nucleotides. RefSeq lists its product as uncharacterized. The transcript has 2 exons. Bases 121 to 1524 code for a protein of 467 amino acids. Lineage: Eukaryota; Fungi; Ascomycota; Dothideomycetes; Pleosporales; Dothidotthiaceae. Gene Ontology annotation, molecular function: peroxidase activity. The record is from RefSeq and is a predicted model, not a curated record.